AAUAAUGGGCCUGCCAGAUGCUUGUUCUGUCUGGGUGAAGAGCGCGCCAGCCAGAGGCAGCAUCUGUAAAUCAUUUGCCAGGAGAGCCCAGGGAGUCUCGGGCAAAUCCCUUUUGGCCAAACCUUUCAAAUCACAGGGAAGGUUUCUGGGCUACCCGGAGUGGAAGCAUCUGUGAGCUGCGGCAUCCUGUGGUCCUGGGGUGAAAGAUGCGUCCCACACAUGGGAGAUCUUCUUCUGAAAGGCAUGAAAUCCUUGUCAGGCAAAGGCUAAGCCUCGCUGUCCGCUGGGAUUUAUGGAGGUGCUGAAGAGCAGCUCUGAGCCCCGCAGCCCCCACCAGCUCGCCCCAUAAAGCAGCGCCCGGCCGCCUCCCCUCGUCUCCCCCAGCAUCCCGACCCUCCGACUCAACCAUUCAAGGCUCCCGUGCAUGGAUCGCCCCAGCGAGGCGCCGCUGCCGGACGCCGCCGACGCCGCCCCGUAGGCUCCCGGCCCCCCGUGCCACCCCCAAGUACUCCACAUACCCCGAUGGGGUAACGUGACGGGGGUCACCCUCCCGCCACCUUCAACACCCCCCAUAUGCAGAGGCCUUUCUAGAGCGCCCGGGAGCGUGCGGCAGCCGCUCGCCGUCGCACACGCACCGAGGACGCCGACACUACAGCAAAGGGAUUCUUGGUUUUGGUUUGGUUUUGGUUUUGGUUUUUAAUUAUUAUUAUUAUUAUCAUUAAUAUUAUUUUUUGCCCGUCUGGCUUUUCCCCCCCUCCCACCCUGGGGAGCUUGUGGUGGUGUUGAGGAAGCCGGCGCGCUCCCAAGAGCUGGGAUUAUUUGCACAACGUCUGUAUAUUGAGUUCUCGAUCCUGUUUUGGGGUUAUUUUUGAAGUGCAGAGGGGUUAUUGGGGCUUUUUUGUUCCCCCCCCACCCUCCACGCCACGCUUUCUCUUGGGUUUUUUGCCCCCACCACCAUCAGCAUCACCUCACCCUCCUCCUGUCCCACCAUGGCUCGGAUGAACCGCCCUGCGCCGGUGGAGGUCUGCUACAAAAACAUGAGGUUCCUCAUCACACAUAACCCCACUAAUGCCACGCUCAACACCUUCUUGGAGGACCUGAAGAAAUACGGUGCCACCACGGUUGUGCGAGUGUGCGAAGUGACCUAUGACAAGACCCCCCUGGAGAAGGACGGCAUCACUGUCAUGGAUUGGCCAUUUGACGAUGGAGCGCCUCCUCCCACCAAGAUAGUGGAAGAUUGGCUCAACUUGUUGAAGACCAAGUUCUGCGAAGACCCCGGCUGCUGCGUGGCUGUGCACUGCGUGGCCGGCCUGGGGCGCGCUCCUGUCCUCGUCGCACUGGCCUUGAUUGAGAGCGGGAUGAAAUAUGAAGAUGCCAUCCAGUUCAUCCGACAGAAGCGCAGAGGAGCCAUCAACAGCAAGCAGCUGACGUACUUGGAAAAAUACCGACCAAAGCAGAGACUCCGAUUUAAGGACCCUCAUAACCACAAGAACAAAUGCUGCAUCAUGUAACCUCAACGACCUCUUGCCAAAACCCGUGCACACAGACACCCGGGCGCUCACACACAUCCCACCCCUUCACCUUCCUCGCCCAGCCCUGUGCAUCCACACACGCUGCCCCACUGCCAGGGCUGGGGUAGGGGGGACGUGGAGCACCACCAACAUGUUCCAGCACCCACAGCACUGUCAUCUUGGACCCCUGAAAAGGGCUGCUCUCUCCAGCUACAGCCCCAAGGAGGGAAGGCAGCACUGCCCUUUGAUUCUUGGCAUUAGCAGUGAGCUCGUGAUGGUUCUUCAUCGCCUUCCUCCUCCUCCCUUUCCCCUCCUGUUGCACUGAGAGGGAUGCGCCCAUCCCAGGGUGUUCGGUUUAGGGUGAUGCAGGCAGGAUGGUGCCAGCUGAGAAGGGAUGGGGAGCAGUAGGGCUGGAGCACCCCCAGAAAAACCCUUUCCCACCUCUUCCCUAUAAAUAAGGGCUGCAGCAGCAGGGACAGAGGUGGGGAUGGUGCAAUGGCCUCGGGGAAGAUGGUGAUAGGAGGGAGAGGUAAAAGGGUCUUAGAGCUUGGUGUUGGCCUUGUGGCCAUGGGAAGGGCUGAGCUAAGUCCUCCUGGCACCAUUCCCUUUCUCCUGGCUCCUCUACCACUCGGCAUCUCCCCAUUACCUUGAUGCCAGCCAGGAUGCUGCACAUGGUGCUUGCUGCAUGAGGUGACCAUGGCAGGGCUUUAAGGCACCCACUUUGCCAGGGUGCAGGCUCAGCACUGAUGCCCUGCAAAGUUUGGGUGCUCUUACUUACAGCUUCCAAAUUCAAUGCGCAGAGUGGUGGGUUCUCUUCUGUCGUGUCCCCACCACUGAGCCCUGGCGCAAGCCCUGAUUCUGCCUGCAAUACCCAUGGGGAUGUGCCUCUUGGAGCACAUCCAUGUCCUCCACCCCUGUGUUUGCUGGCCAAGGGGCUGUGCUGCAGCUUCCCUGGGGGAUUUUGGGUGCUCCUGGCAAGAGCACAUCACCAAACUUCGCUCCUGCCUUUCCCACAUCCGUAACACAGCAUCUGGCACCCCAAAACCCCCCGGCACAUGCCCUGGGGGGGUGUUUUGGAGCUGCCCCUCAGCCCAGACAUUAAACAUCUCUUCCACUCUCUGCCUUUGAACGCUUGCAGCAGCUGGAGCGAUGGGCACGUAGGGGCAGGGGGUGGGUUUUCUUUUGGUGAGAAUAAGAAGAAAUUUGCUAAUUAAAGGUAAAAAAACCUGAAGAAAAUAACAUGUUUGUCUUCCACACGUCCUCUGGCCUUUCUUUCUCCCAUCUGAGAUCCAUGGCACUGGGUCACAAUUGGGUACCAUCCACUGUCAUACCUGUGGCCCAAUGGAUGCUCUGGGUGUCCCUUGGGCUCGCUGCUGCUCACCCCUCAGCUGUAGAGGAUCGCAGUUUUAGGGGACAAGGAGGGCUAGACACCCAGUGUCUUGUGGUUUUAGGCUGCCCAACUUGAGGUGCCUUCAGUGCCCUGUGUUGGGUAUCUCCAAAGGUUCGUGUGCCUUCCAAAACAUAGACUGUCCAGAGACAUUGGCUUCAGAGGGUUCAUCUAUUGGGAUAAAGGGUGAGGAAGGCUGGUUAGACACCUACAGUACCUGCAGAAGGGUAGGGGGUGGCUUCGUGCCACCACACGUAGGCAAAGGAGGAGCUUGGAGCCAUUCCCAGUGUGACUCCUUCUCUCCCAGUGGGAACAAGCCCUGUUGCCCAGCAGGGAUAGCCAUCCGAUGGGAUGAGCUGUGAUGCUGAGUGAGGUGGGACCAUAAUGCAUGGCCCCAGGGUUGCCAUAUUGCACAUUUUGGCCUGUCCAAGCCUCCAUACUGUGGGACAGUCCUUGGUCCCUUGAGCUUCUCCUGUCCCAUUCCAGGCUGUUGAUUCCUAUGUCUCAUGGGGAAGGCAGCAAUGGUCGAAGGGUCUGUGCUGGUUGGGAAGGGUGAUAGAUUGUGCUGAUAAAAGCCUGAUCCUGUAUUACAACAGUCCUGUUGGGUGGUCACCAUCCCUUCCUGCCUGGUGUGUCCUGCUGCUACAAUAGGUGCUGCUUUGUCCCCAGGGGUAAUAGGAGAUGGCUUGUCAUUGCAAUGGGGACAGCCCCAAUCCCUCUUAUCUAGGAGACUUCACAAUCCCAUGUGCUUCCUGGUCACCACAGGCUGUGCCAUGACUUGCAAAGAGUGAGGAUAAGCCUUGGGAACAGUUGCUUUGAAGUCUUGGAGAUGUUUCUGCACUGGUAAGAGAAGAAAUGUUUUCCUUGCCCAUGCUUAUGGGUCCAUCACAUGGCAGAUUGGCCAGGGCGAAUGGUCCAGGGCUUCAGCCAUGAUGCUUUUGAGUGGGGGUCAGGAUACGGACAGAAGGGCUUGAAUUCAGCCUCCUUUGGCCAUGGGAACUUUUCACCUCCUUCACGCAGGGUUUGAUGGUGGAAGUGCUCAGUGCUGAGCUCUGAUAAUACACUCAAAUCUCAGCUUUGGUGGCCUUGUCUGGGGGGAGCACAGAGGGGACAGGAGGCUUUGCACUGCUCCUUUGCUUUAUGUAGCAUCAACCCAACCACCUCAAGAAUAGGGAGCUUCUAGUGUAAGAGCAGUUCUUGACCUAGUGCGAUCCAUGUGGCCAAAUCCUGACCACCCCUGGCUGGCAGAGCAGCAUCUUCAUCCUCUUCUGAGUCACUGCAAAAAAAAAAAAAAGAGAGAAAAUAAUGCUGGUUGAAUUGUCCUCAUUUUUCUCUUCUUUUAAUGGGCAUCUACCCCCUUUCCUGGAACUUGCUGUCACCUAGAUGGUAUUAGCUCCUAGAUGUUUCAGCCUAGAGAGAGGGAUACAGAAACAACAGGCUGGGGAAAUUGAGUGGUCUUCCAAUCAGAUUUUUGGUUAGAAAUCUCAACGAAGAGCUGAGUCCCCUCACUAAAAUAGUUGGGUUAGAGGGAAAGUUGGAGCUCAGUAGACACACAGCACCAGAGCAAGGCCUAAGUGGCCAGUGGCUCAUGGUUUGGGCUGGCUUUGGGGUCUCCUUGUACUCUAAUCCCUGUUUCACCUCAGAUGCCAAGAUAUUGAAAGGAGAGCCUUAAAAAUCUGACUUAUUUGCCAAUUCUGUUAAUGGCUCCAGUUGUGUACAUUGGGUCUUGGCACAUGUCAUUGGAGACACAUACCCCAUGGCUUUGACUACCACCUUAUCCUGCCUUUCUCUGCAGAAGCAAAGGCACAAAUUGGGUAUUAUAUAUAUCUGCCUUCCUCACCCGCUCCAUGGAAAGCCUCCAUCUUUCCAUAGUUUGCAGGGACAGGGCUCCAAACUGAUAGCAGGAGAUCUGGAGACCUAAGGGGUGGCAAAGAAGAGAUUCCCAGUUCAACAAGCCAAGAGCUUGUAGACUUUGUCCAGGAAUCAAUCAUGGCUGAACCUCAUGUGGAGGAAUAAAUCUGAGCAGGAAUUGAUAGUUGUGUGUGUCAUUAUCUGCAUUUCAGUUAAGAGGCUCAUGUGUCCCUUCUGUUCUCCCUGUUUGCCAGUGGGAUGGAGCGGGUGUUGGGAGCAGUGGUGGGAAGGAAGGCAACACAAAUGGCCAGCUCUUUAUUUAACCAAGGUCUGGUGAUGCUUAUUCAAAGGCUUCACAUCUGUAAGUUCAUAGAAUGAGUCUUGCAAUGGGGCUGACACCGCGGUGCUUGGGCUGAGAGGUUCGGGUGAGGAGGCUUUAUGAGUAACACAUUUCCCAAGGAAGCAGAGUCUUGCUCUAUCUACAACAGAAUGAGUUGGGGUUGAUUUAAUUUUUGCCCUGGGUUGGUUUGGUUUUUAUUAGUCCCAGUGGGAAAAGUUCCCAGGGAGAUCCGUGACUUCCAUGCAGUUUCCAGCCUCUUCUAUCUCCUUUGCUUCCAGCAGGCUGGGAAGGUACAGUUUGCCGAUGGAUUUCAGUGGGAUGCUGUCUGCUGGGAGGAAAAUGCUGCUGGUUUCUUUGUGCAGCGGGGGGGGGUCAUGGGCUGGCUGUGGUCCUGCAGACAUUCCUGGGAAUGGGGGGCAUUCCGACGAUGAUCUCCCAGUGAACUCUCCACUUCCCUGCUGUGUCUUUCUGUGCAACAAAGAGCUGCAUAUUUUCCUUUCUAACUCCAUGGGCAAUCCUAGUAGUAUGUAGAUUAAGCCCAGAUGACUUAUUUUUGAGGGGGGGGGGGAUUGUUUCUUCUGGUCUGAGCCAUAGCUAAGUUAUUAUACCCAAUGCUUUUUGUAUCGGAUGGCAUCACUUUGAAUAUGCAGAUGAGGUAUAGGAUCUUGACACUUUAUAACCUUUUUAAAAAAGAAACUUGUCUGUUUACUUACAUCUUGUGUAAAAAAAAAGGAGAAAAAACAACCCUGUAUGCCUUUUAGUAAUCACUUUUUGUUGUUGUUGUUAUGAAAUGAUGGUGGUUACACUCCAGCAGCAAAAUAAACAGCGUUCACUGUUUUGUA
Messenger RNA from Strigops habroptila (Kakapo), 5931 nucleotides. It is a transcript of the gene PTP4A3, whose product is annotated as protein tyrosine phosphatase 4A3. The transcript has 6 exons. Gene Ontology annotation, cellular component: nucleus. The record is from RefSeq and is a predicted model, not a curated record. Gene Ontology annotation, molecular function: protein tyrosine/serine/threonine phosphatase activity. Gene Ontology annotation, biological process: protein dephosphorylation. NCBI's taxonomy places the organism in Eukaryota, Metazoa, Chordata, Aves, Psittaciformes, Psittacidae. The coding region runs from base 990 to 1511 and encodes 173 amino acids.